UGUGGUGUACGCGCCACCAGCUGGACUUCACCUACUGAACUUAAAGUACUUUUAACAUCAUCCACCUAUUCAGAUAAUGCCGUUUUCAUUUACGUUAAACUUAAGCAACACAUCCGUGGAGAUGGACACCUCCGCAGAUGAGCCCCGAAACGAGCAACUGGCUCAAAUCGAGAUCGCGCUUCUGAGCGUCAUCUUCCUCUGCGCGUCCACUCUGAACUUCAGCCUGCUGCUGGUCCUGUGGAGGAAACGACAACAGAUGUCCAGAAUGCGCGUGUUCGUGACCCACCUCUGUUUGGCGGACCUGGUGGUCGCGUUUUUCCAAGUGUGCCCUCAGCUGAUGUGGGACAUAACUGACCGCUUCGUCGGUCCGGACCUCGUAUGUCGUUUGGUCAAGUAUCUGCAGGUCGUCGGCAUGUUUGCGUCCACUUAUAUGAUAGUUGUGAUGACUGUUGACCGCUAUCAGGCGAUCUGCAACCCGAUGGUGACUUUCCAGAGGAGGCGCGCGCGCUGGAAUCUGCCCGUGUGCGUCGCGUGGCUGGUGUCGUUCGUUUUAAGCGUACCGCAAUUGUUUAUUUUCUCCAGAGUUCAAAUCGCCCCGGGGGUCUACGACUGCUGGGCUGAGUUUGUCCAGCCGUGGGGACCUAAAGCGUACGUGACAUGGACGACGCUGGUGAUUUUUCUGGUGCCCGUGGUAAUGGUGACUGCCUGUCAGGUGCGCAUCUGCCGCGCGCUCCAGAUCAACCUGUAUCUAAAGACGCAGCAGCAACAGCGGGGAGACGAAGGACACUCGCACCCACUCUCCUCCAGAGCCAGCAAUGUGGUGUCGGUGUCCAAAUCUCGGAUUAAGACGGUGAAGAUGACUGUGGUGAUCGUGCUCGCCUACACUGUUUGCUGGGCUCCUUUCUUCACCGUGCAGCUGUGGUCUGUGUGGGACGACGACGCACCGACCGAGACUGCAACCUUCACCAUCCUCAUGCUGCUGGCGAGUCUGAACAGCGUUGCCAAUCCAUGCAUCUACCUGCUGUUCACAGUGAAGUUUCCAGAACUCUUAGGGUCUCUGCUGUGCAUGAAACACGCUGAGAAGAAGGAGCCACUGCCUGAGGAGACUACAAUGGUCAGCUCUCUCUAUCUGAGCUUUAAAAGCCACUCUGACAUACGGUGAAAAAGAAACAAUGUUCUGUACUUUGCGCAUGUAUGCCAGUAUUCUCUGUACAUUUACCAUGUAAAUAAUUUGUAAAUUUAAUAAGUGUUCAGUACCUCUGUAUAUACAACAUAAUUUAUAUAGUGCUGUUACCAUCUAGUACCAUCAGUGCAUCAUGGUACGAGAACAAUACAUUAUUUAAAGUAGACAUUUGUUAAAUUAAUUAAAUUUAAAUUAAUGGUUUGGCACAAUGUGCCUAUUGAGUACAUGCAUGUUUCUAUCAUAGUUAUUUUUGAAAUAGCUGCAUGUCAUUUCAUCUGCAAUUACAUCCUUAAACUUUCAUAUAAAACCAGACCUGACCCUAACCUUCCCUGUAUCCUACCUCAGUAGCACCAAGUAUUUUGGAAUACCAUAUGAACACAAUAAGUACAUUGCAUUUAUUUUUUGGAUGGAAGUACAUUGUUAUGGGGCCUUAAAUUUUACAUUUUGAUUAUGUGUCUGUUAUAUAGGCUCUUAAAUAUUCUAUCAUUUGAUAUAUUUAUCUGUACAUAUUCAAUUCAAUUUAGCUUUAUUUGUAUAGCGCUUUUACAAU
Messenger RNA from Danio rerio (zebrafish), 1733 nucleotides. The record is from RefSeq and is a predicted model, not a curated record. NCBI's taxonomy places the organism in Eukaryota, Metazoa, Chordata, Actinopteri, Cypriniformes, Danionidae.